CAGCAGAGCCACCCACCCACCCAGUCUUCCUGCCCGCGUGCCGUGCCGUGCGAGAGAGAGAAGAGCGAGGCGAGCUUCAGCAGCUGACGUUGUUGUUACUGCGUGGCGGGGAGGGGAACAGGAACGCCACCACAUAGAGUUUGGGGGUCGAUCCCAAACAUCUCAGCCGAAAAGUUCUCAAAACCCUUGCGCUUACCCCCCCCACCCCACCACCCCUACUCGGAUUAGGGUUUUUAUCUGUCGUGAUUUGUGCCGGUAUCCCUGCGUGGGACGAGAGCUCGAGAGAGAGAGGGGGGAGGGAGAGACGGAACGGGACUUAUCAGCCGCCGCUGCUGCUGCUGCGAGAGAGGGAAACCUUUUGUCUCGCAAGAAGGAAUGCGCGAUGAUGACUUCGCGUCUGCGCGCCACUCCGCCUGCCCUCUUGGCAGUGGUCGCCUUUGUCGACGUGGCGCUGGCGCAGUGCUACGACGUGUGCGACCAGGAGAAGUACUGCUGCAGCUCCGACGACACGGCCUACUGCUGCUCGUACCUCUCCUACGUGGGCAACGUGCUGACGGGGGCGGCGAUCGCCGGCAUCGUGCUGGGCCUCGUCUUCCUGCUGGGGAUCAUCGCGGCCGUGGCCGUGUGCAUCUGCUCCUGCCUCAAGUCGAGCCAGCGCAGGGUGGGCAUGGCGACGCCGUCGCGCUCCAACGCGCUCAGCACCGUCACCGUGGCGGCCGGCGAGGGUUAUAGCUUCCCCCCGCCACCGCCGUACAGUCCGUACAGUCCGGCAGUGGGAGCCGACCUGCCGCCCCCCUACGCGGCCCAAAGCACGGGCCCCGGGCCUGGCUACCCUCCUCCACCGUACCCGGGAAAGUAGCGGACGGGGGACGGAAGAGAAGCGAAACGGUCUCCUCUCUACCACGUUCAAGACCAAAGCGACGUGUUUUUUUAAAACUCUCUUUUUGUACUUAAUGUAAAA
This is a messenger RNA of Lethenteron reissneri (Far Eastern brook lamprey), 961 nucleotides long. It is a transcript of the gene CYYR1, whose product is annotated as cysteine and tyrosine rich 1. The record is from RefSeq and is a predicted model, not a curated record. NCBI's taxonomy places the organism in Eukaryota, Metazoa, Chordata, Hyperoartia, Petromyzontiformes, Petromyzontidae.